Maniola jurtina (meadow brown) is the source of this 2400-nucleotide messenger RNA. RefSeq names its product cylicin-1-like. The transcript is spliced from 3 exons. Lineage: Eukaryota; Metazoa; Arthropoda; Insecta; Lepidoptera; Nymphalidae. The coding region runs from base 1 to 2067 and encodes 688 amino acids. The record is from RefSeq and is a predicted model, not a curated record.
AUGAGGAAUACGACUAUAAAGAAAGAUACGGGAUACAUAAUAGAUAGACCUUAUGUUGACGGUUUGACGGGAUGGGCUUUUCAGUUCGUAGUAUGGAUUGUGUGCGGGAGUGCAUUUUCCAGUGAUGAAGAACAUGAUGCAUACUUUAAGUCUUUGGGAUUCAAUUCCUAUUUUGAUGAUCAAGAUUCGGGCGUAGCAUCGUUGGCUUCAAAUCAAUAUCCACAGUUAUUCGAUACAGUUGUCAGUAGUUCAAAUAACUUUGGUUCUAAUCCCAUUGCGAGUCAAAGCUUUUUUCCAUAUGGCAGGCCGGCUAAGCUAGUAGCACACCAGCCACCGCAGCAAGCGAACCUUGAUAUUGCACCUAAUACGCAGCAACGUAGUCCUUUGAGAUAUGAUAUAAGAACCAUACAUGACCCCAAUUACAAAGUUUACAAGGCAGAAGAAAAUGAAGAGAAAGAUAAUUUAGCACCAUUGAAAAAAAAUCCUACAGAUGCUGUUUACUUUCAACCUUAUAUUAAUGUUGAAGUAAAGCAUCCUUUAGAUUAUCGCAAAGAAGAUUUAACUGAAAACAUCGAAGGUGAACAAAAUUACAGGCAAAAUCCUUAUAUUGCAGGGUCGGCUCGUUUUCGGCGUUAUACUGGGGGAAGAAGCAGGGAAAACUUGAAAAAAGCUGAAGACGAUGAAGAGGAUGAUCCUUACAAUUAUAAAGCAGAAUACAUAUCCAGACCAAAAGCUUUCGAUGAAGGCCCCUAUAGCAGUCCAUAUAAAAAGAAAAAAGGUUCUAAAGAUGAAUACGAAUAUCCGUACAGCUAUGAUUCAGGAUACGAUCACAAAGAGUAUGAAAGGAUAAAGGAAUUAUCGGAGAAACAAGCUGCUGAAAUUAAGCAAAAUCCAGGAAAUUGUCAUGAAGUGAAAAAGGAUGGUAUGUCGUGUAUGACAUGUAAAGAUCCUAAAACUGGAGGAAACUAUGAAUCCUGUUCCUAUGUUGCAGAACCAAAGAAUAAUAAAUAUGCAUAUUCGAAAGAAAGAAAAUAUGAUAGUAACGACGACGCCGAUGAGCCCGAACAAAAGUCUGACUCUCCAAAAAAGUCUGAAAAACACCAUUCAAAGAAGGACGACAAUGCUUCCCAAAAAUUCACUAGUGCUGAAAAUGAUAAACCUUACAGCAGCUAUAAACAGGGAGACGACUCCGGCAGCACCAGUGAUAAAUAUAAGUAUGGCGCUCCCCAGAAAUACUCUGCUGAAGAUCAGAAACCUUACAGCAACUAUAAACAGGCUGAUAACUCCGACAGCCCCAAUGACAAAUACAAGUCCUAUUAUACCCACUCUUCCCAACCUAAAAAAAGCGAAGCUCUUCGCGCAGCGAGUAGUGAAGAGAGUUCCGAAGAAGUCACACCGAAACCAUAUAAUUAUAAAGCGGCCUUACCUGGCUUUUAUACCGACAAUGAACCAAAAAAAGACGUGGAAAACGUAUUGGCCGAAUUUAAAAAGAAAGACAGAUCAGCAUGUAAUAAGGUUGCGAAGAAUGGAAUGACUUGUUAUCAAUGUAUUGAUAAAAAUGGUUUGAAAAAUGAAGAAUGUAUGUUUGUAUCCGAGUCAGCACCCAAACAAAGCCAUUUAGCAUAUCAGGAACACAAAGAAUUUACGUCCAAACCGGCAACACUAAACGGCGCAAAUGAAGGAGCUGAAAGUCAAACUGUAACCACAAAUUCCCCGCCAGCGCAGAAAUCGGCGGCAUUUGCAGCAUCUACAAAUUAUAGCAAAAAGUUGAAGCGCAAAAAGGCGCCACAGACAACCAUAAUUGAGGCUACUGCUAACCCAGUAGCGAAAACUGCGCAAAAAGUUAAGAGAAGCGAAGGGUCUAAAUCUCAGGAGUAUGAGGGUAAUCCUGUCGAUGUCUCAAAUAUAGCACCACCUGAAGAAUUCGCAGGCGUGGACUCAAAAGGCGCCUUUUGGGCAGAAACACUGCCGCGAUACAGCGCAGCUUUGGGUGUUUCACUCCCUGAAUUUAUGCUAUCGAGAUCAGAGCACGAAGCUUCGUUCGACGAAGUAGUUGCGGGAGCGUAGGUUGGGCAACGUCGUUAGUCAACAUCAAGCAUAAAUAGAGCGUGGCAGUUGUACAGAUUUCCAAUGAAGCCUGAACAAAGUGAGACGCUCAUUGCAUAAUCAACUUGAUUUCACAGAUCAAAGAGGCUAUCUAGAUAAGUUAACGUAAGAUAGGUACCUAACUAACAAGUGUUGUAACGAUAGCUGUUUUGUGAAACUUUUCUCGAUAUUUUUAAUAGUUAGGUACUCCAAUGUAUUACCUAUAGUAAGGAAUCGUUGUUUUUGAUAUAAAUGCUCAACUAAAGCAAUUUAUUGUUAACUAGUUUUAAAUAUUUUAAUGAAAUAAAAACUUUU